Hydractinia symbiolongicarpus is the source of this 6755-nucleotide messenger RNA. RefSeq names its product phospholipid-transporting ATPase ABCA3-like. Gene Ontology annotation, cellular component: intracellular membrane-bounded organelle; membrane. Gene Ontology annotation, molecular function: lipid carrier activity; ATP binding; ABC-type transporter activity. Gene Ontology annotation, biological process: lipid transport; transmembrane transport. Bases 165 to 5312 code for a protein of 1715 amino acids. The transcript is spliced from 32 exons. Lineage: Eukaryota; Metazoa; Cnidaria; Hydrozoa; Anthoathecata; Hydractiniidae. The record is from RefSeq and is a predicted model, not a curated record.
GAGGGCUUUCCGUUCUAAAAAAAAGUCUUAAGGGUAGAGUCCUUAAGGUGGCAUAUAAAAAGAAACAUUGUCCAGCCAGGUUUUAAACGUUUAUAUAUAAUGAAUGUUUGCAAAGUUCCAUAAAUGUGUGUGCUGCAUCCUGACAGAAUUAAGUUACAAUAUUGAUGCAUGACAAAUUUACUGUGGACAAAUCAAAUAAUUACAUAGGUGUACAGAAUACAAGCAAAAUGGGGCUGUUUAUGCGACAAUUAUAUUACAUGUUGUACAAAAACUUUUUAUUCAAAAUACGCAAUAAAAGACAGACUGUCAUGGAAAUAUUAAUUGUUUUGUAUUUUGUGAUGUUACUUGUUAUCGUUAAAAAGACUACGCCUCACGAUACUGAGAAAGCAGUUACAGAGUCUGAGCAAAUAUUAUUUAAGGUGAAUGAUAAAGCAAUGAAGAUUGGCUUUGUCAAAAAAACAGGUGGUAAGUUUGUGGAUGAUUUGGUCAGGAGUGUGCAGUCAGAAACUAACCUUACCUUUUAUGAAUUUGAUUCUGAGGAUAAAAUGGAUGAUUUUUACAAACAUGACAAAGAUAAAAAGAAUUUCUCAACUGGAAUUCUAUUUGAAUACAACACCAGUUCCCAUGAAUUAAGUUAUACAAUUAAAACACCAUUUAAUUUGAUGCCAGAUGCGUCAGUAAAAGAUACUGAUGAAGGAAAAUGUCGAAAACCUGGGGAUAUUCAUUCACCUACAGUUUGCCCAGCUGGAUCCUAUGUCAAUACUGGUUUUUCGUCACUACAAGCAAUAAUUGAUGUACAUUUUAUUCAGAUUGUUACGAAUCAAUCCAUAUCUUCUCCCAUUAACAUUGGUAUGAAGAUGUUCCCUAAAAGGAAAUACGAUCCACCUCAGGACUACUUGAAAAAUGUUGUGAUGAUAUAUAUGAACAUUGCAUUUGCUCCAUACAUUCUUUUUCUCUUAACCAACAUUGUAACCGAGAAGGAAAAUAAAAUUAAGGAGUCAAUGAAAAUCAUGGGGCUCAACAUGACAACAUUUUGGCUAUCGUGGUUCAUAACCUAUGCUGUUGUUAUCUUAAUUGGUUGCAUACUGACCACCAUUAUUUCUGCAGGUGCGAAGAUAUAUGGAGACAGCCAAUACGUCAUCAUCUUUUUGAUUUUGUUUUUGUUUGGACUAUCAAUCAUUACCCUAUCUUUUCUGUUCACCAUCUUCUUCAAGAAAGCAAAAACUGCAGGGAUGGCUGGCUCACUUGGUACAAUAUUGUUAAGUUUGUUAUCGUUGUUACAUAUCUAUCUCGACACAUCAAAUGCUGUAAAAUGGUUGACUUGUCUCCUUUCACCAGUCGCUUUGAGCUUGGGUCUAACCGCAGGCCUUGAUAGUAAAAACCCAUUGACCUUUUCCAAUCUUGCAUCGAAAGGUGACUUUCCAGCUAGUAAUGCAAUCAUAAUGAUAUUUAUCGACAUAUUUUUAUACCUCUUUCUGGCAAUGUAUUUGGAUGCUGUUUUUCCUGGUGAAUAUGGCAAAGCAAAACAUCCAUUAUUUCCCUUUUUACCGUCAUACUGGAAAAAUAUAUUUGGUAAAAAAGAUCACACUGUUAAAAGACAGACUUCCUUGAUACGUUCUGGCUCUUUAAAGGAAAGUUCAAUACAGGAAGAUAUUGAAGAAAUUCCUGAAGAACUACUUGGAGACAAAGUUAUCAGUAUAAAAAAUCUUCGAAAAGUUUUUAAACAAGGCAAGAAGAAACCGGAUGUGCGAGCCCUUAAUGGAGUAACACUUGAUGUUUUUGAAGGGCAGAUAACUGCUCUACUUGGUCAUAACGGCGCUGGAAAAAGUACUUUGAUAUCUACUUUGACUGGUAUGUUAGUACCAACAGAAGGUAAUGCAGAGAUGUAUGGAUUAAGCAUACGUCAGUCAGAAGAGAUGGAUGACAUUCGACAAAUAAUUGGAUUAUGUCCUCAACAAAAUAUCAUAUUUGAGCAACUAAAUGCAAGAGAGCACUUAAAAAUAUAUGCUGGCAUCAAAGGACUCCCUCCUAACGAAAUUGACCAAAUUGUUGACUCUUUGCUAAAAGAUAUUGAUUUGCAUGGGCACGCUACAACUCUCUCAAAAGAUUUAAGUGGUGGACAAAAACGAAAAUUGUGUGUUGGUAUUGCUUUGAUUGGUAAUCCAAAGAUUGUGUUUUUGGAUGAACCAACCAGUGGAAUGGAUCCGUCUUCUCGGCGUCAGAUUUGGUCUUUGCUGCAAUCAAGAAGAAAUGGCAGGGUUAUAUUUUUGACAACACAUUUUAUGGAUGAGGCUGAUAUUUUAGCAGAUUACAAAGCCAUAAUGACAAAAGGUAAAAUCCGCUGUGCGGGAACCUCUCUUUUCCUUAAAUCAAGAUUUGGUGUAGGCUAUCAUUUGGGCAUGGUUCUUGAAAAGAAUGCAGACAUUCUAGCCAUACAAAACACUGUUAAAGGAGUUAUCCCCACUGCUGAAAUAUCACGUCAUCAUGGAAAAGAACUGGCUUUCCGACUUCCAUUAGCAGAAGUCAAUAAAUUUCCUGAUUUAUUUAAUCAUUUCGAGGAGUCAAAGGAAGCCAACAACCUUUUCUCAGUUACAAAGUUAGGAAUUACUAGUUACGGUGUGUCAAUUACCACGUUAGAGGAAGUAUUCUUGAAGCUAGAAGAACCCAGCGAAGAAGAAGAGGAAGCAAAUACAAUUGAAAAUCCACAGGCCUACCCAAUAGCAAUGAACGAACAGACGCAUUUAACAGUCAAUAAUGGGCUUAAAGUUUCGGAAAGUGUUGGUGAUUUGUAUAGCUCAAACCUAGAAUUAAAUCCAGCCACCCUUGAUAGUACCUCUAAAAGAACAGAUGUAUCUUUGUGGAUACAAUUUAUGGCACUGCUUGAGAUUCGCUGGAAAUUGUCAAUACGAAGCCCAAUGAAGAUUGUGUUUCAAGCUAUUAUUCCUCCUAUCCUUCUGGUUGUUGGUUUAGUACUUUUUCGAAAUGUCACCAAAGGAGCGAUUGAUGAUGUCAGCUCUGUGAAGUUACCCCCUUCUAUGUAUUUGAAACAGGGCUCCAACCCUCCACGAGAUGCAUCAGAAUUACUCUGGAAGUUAAAAAUACGCAAUAACACAAUUUCUGAAAUACUGAAUAAAUCAUUCUCUGAAAUUGAUGUGCAGAAUAAAAACAUGUCAGCGUGGGAUCUGAUAAAGUUAGCUCCUCAUGCCAUUGCCAUUGAUGUACUGAAUGUCGGAAACACUGGACAGAUUGAUUACAUUGUGAAUUUCAAUGACACACAUGUCAAUUCACUUCCUGUUGGUAUCAACACAAUCAGCAAUUCAAUGUAUCAUUUAAUGGCAAACAAAAAAGGUAUCACAGUUGAUCAGAAAAUAUUAAUAUCUGUCUACAACAAGCGUUUUAAAUCUCGAGAGGCUCGCUGGGUAUACGAUGGAGCUGGUCAAGCUGCAGUGAUGCUGAUUGGUUUGUGCUUUGUUACAAUGUUGGGUGGCUUCACUGUGUACGUAGUCAUGACACGUCAGCUCGGUAUACGCCAUCAAUUGCGUGUUUCUGGCACAAGUCGUUUAAUGUAUUGGUUACAAAUCCUGGCAGGAGAUUUGCUGUUUUACGUUAUUCCCAUCGUCAUACUGUUUAUUGUAAUACCAGCUAUGAACAUACAUUCAUUGAACAUGGGAAAUGCAAUGGGCGCCAUUUUUCUUCUACUGUUGCUUUACAUCCCUGCAAACUUGUUCUUCUCCUACACCUUGUCAUUCAUGUUCACAAAAUGGGAAACAACUCAAAAUGCAAUGCCAACGAUAAUUAAUAUGAUUGCAAUUAUUCCAUAUUACGUCAUAACAACUAUUGAUAUGGUAUCUGGUACAAUAGAUGGGAAACCAUUGCAUGCUGUUAUUGCCAUGAUCGUGUCGGCACUCGAUCCACCUUCCACACUGUUGACUGGACUGUAUUACAUUGCUAGGGUAUAUCGUGUCGAAUCAAUCUUGCAACAAAAAACCGAAAUCGAUAAUAUUCCAGCAUCCAAGUAUUUUGAUUGGUAUUCCAACAACGCCCUUCCGGCUGUGUAUUUAUUUACGUUUAUCCAUCUUAUUGUGUUUUCGUGGGCUGCUUAUGCGAUAGAUUGUUACAAAUCUGGUGGCAUAUUGAUAUUUCCGCUCUCAUUGUUUCCGAAGUCGACUUGCCGCGUUCUAAAAUGUAAAAAAAAGAAGUCGACACCCCGCGCCACGAAGCACUCCAACGCAGAGGUGAACGAAGAUGUGAAAGAGGAAAAGGAGAAAGUGAUAAACAGUAUUUUGGAAAGUCAAAUGAAUGAAACGUCUGUUAUUGCGCAGGGCUUAAAGAAAAAGUUUGGUGAUAAACAAGUUGUAAAUGACAUCAAUAUACUGGUAAAUCGUGGUGAGAUUUUUGGCCUACUUGGACCAAACGGGGCUGGCAAAACGACUACAUUGAACAUGAUCACAGCGGAUUUACAUCCUGAUAAUGGACAAAUUUUUGUAGACGGUAACAAUAUAGAAACUGAUUUGAAAAAAGCAUUCCAAAGUCUUGGUUAUUGUCCGCAAUUUGAUGCAUUGUGGGAAGAAAUCACAAUUCGAGAACAUCUUAAGUGCUAUGGUCUAAUCAAGGGUGUUUUACCAAAAGACAUCAAUACGUUAGUGACAAAGUACGCACAAGUGUUAAAGAUCACUGAACAUAUGGAUAAACGAGCAAAGGAGCUAUCUGGCGGCACGAAGCGGAAGUUGAGUUUUUUGAUGAGCAUGAUUGGAGAUGCGAAUGUGAUAAUAAUGGACGAACCCAGUUGUGGUAUGGAUCCUUCAGCAAGAAGAUUUUUAUGGACAGCGAUUAGUUCCAACACAACGGGUGAGAGAGGAGUUAUUUUAACGACGCACUCCAUGGAGGAGGCCGACGCGCUCUGUGGUCGAUUAGCAAUAGUUGUGAAAGGUGAAGUAAAAUGUGUUGGUACAACUCAGGAAUUAAAAUCCACCUACGGUGGAGGGUACCAACUUGAAAUCAAAUUUAAAACGAAGCAUGAGGAACAUGUCGACAGAAAACAGAGGAUCACAGAUUUUGUGUUCUCCCAGUUUCCACACGCACAAGAAGUGGAGUACUUCGGUUCAAGAAUAACAUACAAAAUCCCAAAAGACGAAGUUCAAAGCUUAGCAAGUGUAUUUCAAAGUCUUGAAGCAGGUAAAAAUGACAUCGGCAUAGAAGAGUAUAGCUUCAGCCAGUCGACUUUGGAGCAGGUAUUUUUGGAGUUCGCAAAAGAACAAGACGAUGAUCACACUGGUGUCUCUGCUACCCCAACUGAAAGUAUGGAAGUGUGACUCCAGAUUGGUUAUUAGUCAAAUAUUUUAUUAGUCGCUAUUUUUUUAAUUUGUAAGAUAAACAUAACGAGAUAGUGUCAAAUCGUUCAACAGCCACCUUUCAUUCUGCAACACUGAAACUGUUUUGAAGAUAUGCUUUUAAAAGAAAUUUACACUUUUAAAAACUGUUUAUAGUUUUAAAUGCGUUAAAAAAAAAACUUUUACGAUUUCGCUAUGUUUGUCCUCAAUCUGAGAAAAUUUUUAGAAAACGCUAGAUCCCAAAAGUUUAUUACCAGAAUAUAUGUUGAAAUAUAAUUUUUGAGAAUUUCUAUUUAUUUUGUCACUUUUAUCUUUAAGUUUCUCAUUAAUUAAUAUUUUUGAAUCAGUUUUUAUCGUUGUUGGCAUUUUUUGGUAAAUUCACACAUUUUAAUUCACACUUGAACAAUUAUUAAUGUGUGCCUGUCACUAAAGUUAAUUCUUGCGAAAGUUUUUAUAAGAGUAUUUAUUGAAAUUUCUUUGAUUUUGCGAUUUUUUGACUCGCGAAAGUUUCUUCCUUUAUGAAAAUUUAAAUUAGUGCGGGUCAUAAUAAUAUGUAAAUUAUUUAAUUAUGAUAAUUAUGUAUUUACGUUUUUGGCGCGGCUCAAAUAGAACAGCAUUUUAAUCUUCGCGAGUUUAAUUCUUCACUUCUAUAGCUUUUUUAUUCUACAACUUUGUUAAAACAGUCUGAAGCAUGCGCUUUCAGGAUUUCUAAUGGUUGUGUAUUGUUUUGUAUACAGAUGUAUAUUGAAUCAAAAAAUUGUUCUGUUUGAAUUAAGCAAUCAAUCUAUAUAAAAGUUCUUUUCCUUUCGUAAUAGAAAACCAUCGUAUAACGAGCAGUGUGUUCGUGAAACGAGCAGUGUUUUCUGGAAAUAAGUUCACUCUUUGCAUGUUGUGUUGACGUGUUAAAACGCCGGACUGUGGUCUGUUAUUGACUCUUCCGAUAUACCGACAACUCAGUCGGUGGAGUACUCACCAUUUUUUAUAAAAAAAUUAAGCUAUACAGUUCUAUCCUACUAUUUUCUAGAUUUUUUUACUAUAAAUUUGGCGAUAUUAUAAGGCGCCGAAGUAUACGGAUAUAAAAAUACCGGGCACAGAAAUAACGUAAAAAAUAUCCGGCAUAAUGACCGUUUACAUCGAUGGAAAGUCAAUUAUUUAAACCAGAGAAACACUUAUUGAAGAUCAAUAUUGAAAUAAAAUGAAUAUUGAAAUAUUCAUCUUCAGACAAUGAUGGAUAUAAAAGAAAUUUCAGGUUCUCAAGGAGCAGCGGUAUGAGAGUUACGGACUUACUUUGUUACAUUUUAAAUUAUUUUAUUAUUGUUUUCUCAUCCUCUGUGUAUUAUGUAGUUGUUGAAAAUUAUAUUUAAAAAACUUGUAAGAUAAAUGUAACAAUUUACAUUGAUAAUAAUAAACAAAACAUCAAUCAAA